Messenger RNA from Fusarium graminearum PH-1, 1242 nucleotides. RefSeq lists its product as uncharacterized. Bases 1 to 1242 code for a protein of 413 amino acids. The record is from RefSeq and is a predicted model, not a curated record. Gene Ontology annotation, molecular function: methyltransferase activity. The transcript has 7 exons. NCBI's taxonomy places the organism in Eukaryota, Fungi, Ascomycota, Sordariomycetes, Hypocreales, Nectriaceae.
AUGGCAGACACACCAGACAAUGGGCACGACACGAGCUCAUUGAGGAGUGUUGGAGCGGGAUCCAUAGAUCGGGCCAUGGCAGCGACAAGACUCACCGCCUCGUCUUCGUCCAAUAUUUCCAAUUACGCCUCUAGCGUCUCCAGCGACAAUCAAAGCCAAAGUCACGCCCAUAGCCAAAAUCUGACAGGGAGCGGAAGUGGGAGUGGGGGUCUUCCUGGAACCCCCGUGAGCCGACGCUCGGGUGGAUGGGAUCGGCAAACUCUUUCCCCGGCCGCUGCUGCAAGGGUGCGACACGAUGAUUCCAACAAUGAAGACUAUGCUCCUCAUCAGUCAAGCAGUCUACGCCCUAGCAGCGAACUCUUGGAAGACUCUUCCGAUUCCUCAGAUGAAUAUGUUUCAACUUAUAAACCAUUAAAGACGGCGUCACGCUCAAAACGUUUCUUCCAGUCAAUGGUUAAUAAGUUUACCAAAUCUUCUGUUCGCUACGGACACUUACCAAACAACCAAGUAUGCAUACCCUUCUCUUGGCCUAUCUCCUCCCUCACGGCUAACCCUCCAUUCAGCAAGAACAAGAUAGAAAUGGCACAGGGGGCGGAAUAUGGGCACUGGAAUUUGGCAACUACUAAACAUCCUUACUGUCAUGUUCUCGGAGUCGAUAUCGAUCCCGUUCAUCCUCCAUACACAAAAUCGAACUGCACCUUCAAAGUAAUGGACAUAACACAAGAUUGGGACUUCCCAGGCGGCGGCAACUUUGACUUCAUCCAUAUCCGACAACUCGGCGACAUCAACGAUAAGCAAAAGAUGAUUCAGGCAGCUUUCGAUAAUUUGAGACCUGGAGGAUGGGUUGAGUUAACAGAAUGGAUCGCCAUUUUACAGUCGCCCGACCAUUCGCUGGACGGCACAGCAUUCCGCAAAUGGAACAACCUACUAGAAGAAGGACUGCAAAGUUUUGGUACAACGGUGCUUUACCCGGAAACGUUCAAGUCGUUGCUCCAGAAGACAGGGUUUGAGCCUGUCAUUGAUACAAGGAAUGGCGCGCCGACGAACGCGUGCUAUCCUGGGAAGAAGCUACAGCGCAUAGGCCAUUUGAUGACCCAGAACUGGCUCCUUAUCCUUGAGCCGUUAUCAAUGCCCGUUUUUACGCAAGGACUGGGCUGGACCCCCGAACAAGUACUGGCUCUUCUGGCGGAAGUUCGACGGGAGAUUGGCAACACAAAAUACCACUCCUUCAUGACACUGUGA